Messenger RNA from Talaromyces marneffei, 1206 nucleotides. RefSeq lists its product as uncharacterized. Lineage: Eukaryota; Fungi; Ascomycota; Eurotiomycetes; Eurotiales; Trichocomaceae. The transcript has a single exon. The record is from RefSeq and is a predicted model, not a curated record. Bases 1 to 1206 code for a protein of 401 amino acids.
AUGGAGAACAUGGAUGCGCAGAUGAAUAUGAAAGAGUACUAUGUUCUUGACGAAGGUGGGAAACCGAGUAAAAUCUCCUCCUCAUCGGAGCCGUUCUCCAUCAGCGACAUAAAGACAUGUGCUAGCUGCCGUGGGCCGCUAAGGGAUAUCGCCAGAUAUGGACGUUUGGUUCGCCGGGCGAUUUUGGAUGAGUCUACUAAAAAGUUGAUUUUGUACAUGAACCGCGAAUACGUUCCACUGGCGCAGGAAGUUCCGCGACUAAUCAAACGGCUGCAGGAUACCAAAAUCGAACGGUCUACUUCCUGGCCUAAUGCCAUUAAUAUCAAAGGUCAACGAAAUGCACUAGUUCGGAGCUUGCGACAUAUCAUCCCCGCAGGGAAAACCGGGAGGUGGAAAGAGAUUAUAGACUUGCAACAGAGCAUCGUCACGUAUCAGAAACGAGUCUCUCCAGAGGAGCAACCGUACAUGAAAGUUCGUCAACUGGCCAUGAAUGCACGUCUCCGGCAAAAUGUUACGGAUGCCUCUGACUAUUUUGAAAUUGGAAGUGAGGUCCUGCAAACCAAGGGAUUCCUCCAAGGGACGGCAUUGAGUCUUCGACUGGAUAUCGCAUUGCUAGCGGACUUUCUCGAGCUGCGUCGAAAUAAUCCUAAGGCCGGUGAUAUUAAAAUUAAUAUGGAUCUGUCAGCUAUGAGAAACGAAUGCGAAACAUUGAGCAAGAAUGCUUUUGAGUCAAAACGUCUUCUCCAUCAGGCGGAGGGCUACAUAUUUCUUGCUCAACUCUACGCCUUUGAGCGAUUACAUACCGCUUCGACCGAGGCGGCAGGACGACAUUUGAUUCAAGGCACAGAAGCCAUUAAUCAAGCCAAGAUGCUUUGCAACGAACAUCCGGGUCAAACUCAGGGUCUAGCAAGCGAAAUUGAAGGCGCAGAGAAGCUGCUUCGCGGCACGACGUUUUACACCACAGUCACUAAUGAAGAGCGUAUGGCCGUUAUUACAGCUAUGGCUCGUGAGUUCCGUGGUACGGGUCAUUGGUAUUAUUGUCGUAAUGGGCAUCCAUUUACGAUUGGGGAAUGUGGGAUGGCGAUGCAGCAAUCUGUGUGUCCUGAAUGCGGAGAGCCAGUUGGAGGACGGAAUCACCAAGCUGUAGAUGGUGUCACACAUGCAAGUGAUUUGGAGUCUUCUUUUGCCCGGACGGGGUUGCAUUAA